This is a messenger RNA of Prorocentrum cordatum, 846 nucleotides long. The record is from the annotation of a GenBank genome assembly. Lineage: Eukaryota; Dinophyceae; Prorocentrales; Prorocentraceae.
AUGUCGCUCAGCCCGUUCGCAAAGGCAGGAGCGCUUUAUAGUCGGGUGUGCCGCUGGGCACGCCGCUGGCAGUGGUUCGUUCAUGACGUCAGGGAACCCUUGCGGACUGGAUAUAUUGCAGAAUGUGUCAUGAGCAGGAGUUUCGAGAUAUUUUUCUCGUUCGUCAUUGUCCUCAAUGCGAUUUAUAUGGCCCUCGCGAUGAACUACCAGGUGAGGAACCCGAUGAAUGGGCAAACCCUUCUAAUGGGCGUGGCCGAAGUCACGUUCGUGAGUUUGUACAGUGUGGAGCUUGUGUCCAAGUUGAUCGUCCAUAGGUGGUUCUUUUUCUGGAACAAAGAGAUGCGCUGGAAUGUGCUGGACUUUGGUCUGGUUGUGUACGGCAUCUUCGACAUCGUGUUCGAAGCUUCGUUCGGAGAUUCGGGAUCUCAGUCCCCAUCCUGGCUGCGGGCACUACGUCUGUUCAAGAUGGCCAAGGUGUUGCGGAUGCUUCGCGUGAUCAGGACAUUCCACGAGCUCCACUUGAUAAUGGCUUGUAUCGCUGGGUCAAUACAGUCCCUGUUUUGGAGCUUGGUAAUGAUGUGCGUGAUUAUGUACAUGUUCUCGCUAGUCUUCGUGCAGCAGGCGGCCGCCUAUUUGGGCUCGGGGAACGCCAGCGACGAAAUGGAUGGAGAUAUCCUGGCGCAUUACGGCUCGGUGGAGGCCAGCAUGUUCACAUUGUUCAAGACCCUCUUUGGCGGUGACGAUUGGUCCCCGUUCUAUGAAAUUAUGGCAGAGGUGAGUUUCCUCACGCAAGUCCUCUUCGUGGUGUUUGUUGCUGUUUCACAGGUCGGCGAAUCGCGCUCUUGA